Messenger RNA from Biomphalaria glabrata, 1835 nucleotides. RefSeq lists its product as uncharacterized. The record is from RefSeq and is a predicted model, not a curated record. Bases 156 to 1100 code for a protein of 314 amino acids. Lineage: Eukaryota; Metazoa; Mollusca; Gastropoda; Planorbidae. Gene Ontology annotation, biological process: cellular response to oxidative stress; interstrand cross-link repair; nucleotide-excision repair. The transcript is spliced from 9 exons. Gene Ontology annotation, cellular component: Fanconi anaemia nuclear complex.
UUUUUUUUAAACUGUCUAAGACUAGAAUACCGAUCUAGAAUCUAGAUCUAGACCUAUACUCUAAUAAGUAAUAAUAAUAAUAAUAAUCUUUAUUAUCCAAUGUCUGCAGCUAAUAAGAUAGGAUAGAUAAGUUCUGGAAUAAACUGUUUAUAAUUAUGGAAGAUACAAACUUUAUCCUACAAAGUCUUGGUAUGUCACACUUUGUUCUUCAAGAAGAAAUGAUAUCAAAGGUGCUUAUUGAUGCUGCAUCUAAAAUCCUGAAACAGCCAGGCUACGCUAAUGAUCAGAAGCUAAUAGCCAUGGCUGCUAAACUUAUACCUCACCUAUGUGAGCCACAUUUUUCUGAGGUGUGGCUAGCCCUUUUGCAAAGGCUGUCAAACAUGCCAGAGAAUGAUGAAUUAAACUAUGUUUAUGAUGAAAUCAACAAGAGACAGGCUGAAUUAUUUCCAGAGUCAUCACUUCCUGUAGAACUUUUGUCCUGUUUGUGGCUGACUCAUCUUACUUCUCUUGAGUCAUGUGUACUGAUGGUUGUUAGAAAGAUUUCAGAAAAAUUUUGCUUUCCAAAUGUGAUGCAAAGACUAUUAGAGAAAAGCUGUCUUGUUCAAGUAGCCAGUAAAGAGCCGUUGAUUUAUCAAACUGUCUUCCACAUGCUUCAUUCUUUGCUUAUACAAUCCAACUAUCCGCAGAACUUGUUGGAAUUUAUGGCAUUAUUUUGUCAUACAUCACGCAGUUCAGGGAAUAAUGAAGAUACUGAGAGUCAGUUGACAAUUCUAAGACCUCAAAAUUUUGUUUCUGUAAAGUCCCUCUUCACGUGUUUUAAUAAAAAUUCAUCUCCUAAGACUAUUGGUAAGGUCGUGGCUAAGAUCCAUGAGGCGUUUAUCUUGUGCAGAAAUGAACACGCCAAGUCUAAUGAAAGUCUAGAAAGUCAAAAUAUGGUGUGUGAAGAGUUAUGGAGUUUGACAAUGGAGUUCAGAGACUGUGUGCUAGCUGCAAUCAACUGUUUAUUUCACUGUGAUUUACAGGACUUACAACCAUGUCUUUGGAUUUUACUCAUGCACAGAAGGAUCACUGAAACGAUGUCACAAUACACUGGACAAUGAAUAACUGCAAAGUUUCAACUUGAUCCGAGAAUGGGAAGUACUGGAGAAAUAACAAGUAAAAAAUGUGUACCAGUCAGACAGACGGAUGGAGUGAUUUGAUGUACAGCUUUAAAAACGAAGGAUCAAACAAUAAUUAAAAUGAAUAAAAGAAAAAAUCUUAUUCAUAAGCUCAAGACUCAUUAAUUUAUUGAUAUUCAUUAACAUAUUACAAGAUUUUGUAGGGAAUCUGGCUUUGGAAAUUAGUUUUUAAAUAUGUUGGGAGUAUUCUGGUAUACAUUUUAGCUUUUCAAAUCAUAUUUUUUUUUUCUUUGUAAAGAAAAAAAAAAAGAAAUUUCAUAAUAUUGCAAAAAUGGGAAAAGAGUCAUACCUACAAUUUAUUCUUUUAGAAAAUAAUUAGUAUUCAUGCUCUCGUGUUAACUCUAUUAUUAAUUUAUUAUUGUAAAGGAUUGUUUUCUUUUUGCAUUGCUUUGAUACAGCCUAUUGCUUAUGCUUUAGUAUGCUCAAAGUGCUUUGGUCCAAUCUUUUUGGACGUGUGGCUAAAGGGGAUAUCUGGAAGAAGGUUUCCAUGCUGCCUUUUAGUCACUCAGCAAACACAGUUCAGCUCUAGUCUUAAUUUGAUCUAGACCCUCCAUUGAUAGGUAGCCAGCCAGCUUAUGCUAUUCAGCCACACAUUUAAUAUAAAUUUUUUUUUUUAAAUGUAGUAUAUCAAAGGACUUAGCUGUUGACAUUUAGGUG